Messenger RNA from Lotus japonicus, 2342 nucleotides. Its product is annotated as calcium-dependent protein kinase 28-like. Gene Ontology annotation, cellular component: nucleus; cytoplasm. The transcript is spliced from 12 exons. Gene Ontology annotation, molecular function: calcium/calmodulin-dependent protein kinase activity; calcium ion binding; ATP binding. Gene Ontology annotation, biological process: protein autophosphorylation; peptidyl-serine phosphorylation; intracellular signal transduction. NCBI's taxonomy places the organism in Eukaryota, Viridiplantae, Streptophyta, Magnoliopsida, Fabales, Fabaceae. The record is from RefSeq and is a predicted model, not a curated record. Bases 235 to 1908 code for a protein of 557 amino acids.
UGUAUUUCUGUUUUUUCAGUUUCUCUUUCAUGAUGACAUGAUCUCUUCAAAAAGUCUCUUUUGACCACCACCACCACCUUCCUCCUCCUUCCUUCCUCCCUUCUUCUUCGUCCCUGCACCCUCCCUUCCUCAUCAUCAUCAUCAUCAUCAUCAUAUAACAAAUCUUCCGCUGCUUUUCAUCGCCAUUUCGCUACUAACUCUCCGUUAUCAUAUCAUAUCAUAUCAUAUCAUAUCAUGGGCAUAUGUUUUUCCUCCACCAAGGUCAGCGGCUCUAACAGCACCAACAACAACACCACCACCACCACCGAUGCCGCCGCCAACCGCAAACAACGGAGUUCGGAGACGACAACCACGGUGGUGCAGAAGCAGCAAGCGACGACCGGUCAACGCCGGAGGUCGACGGAAGACGCACAGAAGAAGCAGAAACCCAAAGAGAAAACCGGUUCGAGGAGGCAAGGGGGGCAUGUCCCGUGCGGGAAGCGCACAGAUUUCGGUUACGAUAAAGACUUCGAUAAGAAAUUCUCGCUCGGGAAAUUGUUGGGACAUGGCCAAUUCGGUUACACCUAUGUUGGAAUCGAUAAAUUCAAUGGGGAUCGUGUCGCUGUUAAGAGACUCGAGAAGAACAAGAUGGUUCUCCCCAUAGCGGUUGAGGAUGUUAAGAGAGAGGUCAAGAUAUUGAAAGCACUUACUGGCCAUGAAAAUGUGGUUCAGUUCCAUAAUGCUUUUGAGGAUGAUUCAUAUGUAUAUAUAGUUAUGGAGUUAUGCGAGGGUGGAGAAUUGCUAGAUCGGAUAUUGGCCAAGAAGGACAGCCGGUAUACUGAAAAAGAUGCAGCAGUAGUUGUAAGGCAGAUGCUUAAGGUUGCAGCAGAGUGUCAUUUACACGGUUUGGUACAUCGCGAUAUGAAACCAGAGAAUUUCCUUUUCAAAUCAAACCGAGAAGAUUCAGCUUUAAAGGCUACCGAUUUUGGUUUGUCUGAUUUCAUAAAACCUGGAAAGAAGUUUCAAGAUAUUGUUGGAAGUGCUUAUUAUGUUGCACCUGAAGUGUUAAAAAGGAAGUCAGGCCCUGAAUCAGAUGUAUGGAGUAUUGGUGUGAUUACGUACAUAUUGCUUUGUGGGAGACGGCCGUUUUGGGACAAGACUGAGGAUGGAAUCUUCAAGGAGGUCUUAAGGAACAAGCCUGAUUUCCGGCGAAAACCAUGGCCAACCAUAAGUAAUGCUGCAAAAGAUUUUGUGAAGAAAUUGUUGGUGAAAGAUCCCCGGGCAAGAUUAACUGCUGCUCAGGCUCUGUCACAUUCAUGGGUUAGAGAAGGAGGAGAUGCUUUGGAGAUUCCUAUUGAUAUAUCUGUCCUGGGCAACAUGCGACAGUUUGUAAAGUAUAGUCGUUUGAAACAAUUUGCACUAAGGGCAUUGGCUAGCACUCUUAAUGAAGAUGAGUUGUCUGAUCUAAAGGAUCAGUUUGAUGCGAUAGAUGUGGACAAAAAUGGUGCUAUUAGUCUUGAAGAGAUGAGACAGGCUCUUGCUAAAGAUCUCCCUUGGAAGUUGAAAGAAUCACGUGUGCUAGAGAUAUUGCAAGCGAUAGACAGCAACACAGAUGGGUUAGUGGAUUUCGCCGAGUUUGUGGCAGCUACAUUACAUGUGCAUCAAUUGGAGGAACAUGACUCUGAUAAGUGGCAGCAACGGUCUCAGGCAGCUUUUCUGAAAUUUGACUUGGAUAAGGAUGGCUUUAUUACUAAGGAUGAACUCAGAAUGCAUACUGGUCUGAGAGGCUCCAUUGAUCCAUUGCUUGAGGAAGCCGAUAUUGACAAAGAUGGAAAAAUCAGCUUACAAGAAUUCCGUAGACUUCUAAGAACUGCAAGCAUUGGUUCUCGAAAUGUUUCAAGCCCAAGUCACCGUCAGCGGAAGAUCUAAAUUACAUGUAUUUCAGAGGUUGCAAUAAUUCAGGAUGUGAGAGGGGUGAAGUUCCUUUUAAGAUGAUCUCCUGUGCAGAUUGUGCUGAAGCCCUUAAGAUAUCUGUUCUGCAGAUUUUGCUCUCUCUGAACAUUAUAUGGAACUCUAAAACUAGUGUUGUAUAGAGUGGCGUGCCGCACAGGAUUCAGUGUUAAGCUUUGUCUAGAGGGCUACGUCAAGAGGUGUUUAGUAGUGAGUGUGGAGCUUGCUUGGAUUGGCUUCAGGUAUCAGAGUUGAGAGUUUCAUCAGUGUGCAUAAUUUAAGUUUGUCAGGGUUUUCUAGACUCGCUUGUGCCAUACAUGUAAUCUGUAACUAUAAAUACAAAUCUUCUAUAUAAAAAAUUCCUACGAAUCAUCAUCAAAUCAAAUUAUAUAUAUAGUCAUAAAUUUGGAUAA